This is a messenger RNA of Fulvia fulva, 606 nucleotides long. RefSeq names its product 40S ribosomal protein S8-B. Gene Ontology annotation, cellular component: ribosome; cytosolic small ribosomal subunit. The transcript is spliced from 3 exons. Gene Ontology annotation, molecular function: structural constituent of ribosome. The coding region runs from base 1 to 606 and encodes 201 amino acids. Gene Ontology annotation, biological process: maturation of SSU-rRNA from tricistronic rRNA transcript (SSU-rRNA, 5.8S rRNA, LSU-rRNA); translation. NCBI's taxonomy places the organism in Eukaryota, Fungi, Ascomycota, Dothideomycetes, Mycosphaerellales, Mycosphaerellaceae. The record is from RefSeq and is a predicted model, not a curated record.
AUGGGUAUCUCUCGUGACUCCCGUCACAAGCGCAGCGCCACUGGUGCCAAGCGCGCAUACUAUCGCAAGAAGAGAGCUUUCGAGAAGGGCCGCCAGCCCGCCAACACCCGUAUCGGCGCCAAGCGGGUCCACCUCGUCCGCACCCGUGGCGGCAACAGGAAGUUCCGCGCCCUCCGCAUUGACUCCGGCAACUUCUCCUGGGGCAGCGAGGGCAUCGCCCGCAAGGUCCGUGUCAUCGCUGUCGCCUUCCACCCGUCGAACAACGAGCUCGUCCGCACCAACACCCUCACCAAGUCCGCCGUCGUUCAGGUCGACGCUGCGCCAUUCCGACAGUGGUACGAGGCACACUAUGGCACACCACUUGGCCGCAGACGCCAACGUGCUGACCAGAAGGAGGAGGAGACCAAGAAGAGCAAGUCUAUUGAGAAGAAGCAGGCUGAGCGCACAAAGACCUCCGGCAAGGUCGAGGCUGCCAUCGAGCGCCAGUUCGAGGCCGGUCGUCUGUACGCCGUUGUUGCCAGCCGUCCAGGCCAGAGCGGUCGUGUCGAUGGUUACAUCCUUGAGGGUGAGGAGCUUGCCUUCUACCAGCGUGCUCUCAGGAAGUAG